Molecule: messenger RNA, 1254 nt
Organism: Symbiodinium necroappetens
Lineage: Eukaryota; Dinophyceae; Suessiales; Symbiodiniaceae
Source: the annotation of a GenBank genome assembly
AUGAUCCCCAACAUCUCCGUCACCUUCGCCGCUGCAGUGCGUGCAGCGCCAUGCGUGGCGCCGGGCUCCAGCCUGAGAGCUAGCCGAGGCAGACUUGGCACCGGCAGCGGGAGAUGUGCGGCCAAAGCUGUCGCAGCCGUCUUCCACGAAGUCGGCAAGCCUAUGGAGCUGCGAGAGAUCCCUCUUCCAGAACGGCUAAAUGAAGGCGAGCUUCUCGUUCGAAUGGAGGUGGCCACAAUUUGUGGGAGUGAUCUGCACACUGUCAGUGGCAAGAGACAGGAGCCGAUGCCGUUGGUCCUUGGGCACGAAGGUGUCGGUGUCAUCGAAAGGAUCGGCAGCGACAUUUUCAGCGGCAAUCGUCCCAGGCACCGUGGCUGGAAACUCCAGGAGGGCGACAGGAUCACAUUCAGUGUCGCAGACUCCUGCGGCAUGUGUCCGGAAUGCACGCUGCACAAGUUGCCGCAAAAAUGCAUGUCGCUGAUGAAGUAUGGGCACGCUCGCAUGUCGGAAGGAACUGGCCUCAACGGCACGUACGCGACGCAUGUUCUGCUUCGCCCGGGGACCCAUGCUGUGAAGCUUCCUAGCACGCUCAGCUCGCGUGUCUGUGCCCCGGCAAACUGUGCUCUUGCCACUGUUGUCAACGCAUUGGACAUGGCGAGGCUUCCCAGGUACGGCUCCAACAAGAGCGCUGUAGUGCAAGGAGUGGGGCUUCUUGGCAUCUACGCCGUUGCGUGGUUGAAGAAGCGCGUGGGCAUGGACAGUGUCUUCUGCCUCGAUAUGGACUCGGAGCGCCUGAAGACGGCCGAGCAGUUCGGGGGCAUCCCGCUGCUGGUCACAGGUGGGGAGGAGGAAUUCUGGGAGCGGCAGCGCUUCAUACGCAAGCACUACCCACACGGAGUGGAUGUUGCUGUUGAGAUGACCGGAGCCAAAAAUGUGAUCCACGAGGGCGUGCAACUUCUACGCAAUGGCGGGCACUAUUCCUUUGCAGGUAUGGUACAUCCUGAUUCGCAGCUUUCCUCACUCACUGGAGAGACCAUCAUCAGGAAGUGCCUCACAAUCCGCGGGGUGCACAACUACACCCCAUGGAACCUCGAGGAAGCGGUGAAGUUCUUAGACGAGCAGCGCGAGGAGCUUCCGCUGGACUCCGUGCUCUCGCCCUCCAGCUACGCCUUGUCGAACAUAAACGAUGCCAUCGCAGAGGCGUUCUCCGGCAGAUACUGCCGUGUGGUGGUGAAUUGCCAAGACGUGUCUUGA